Molecule: messenger RNA, 1331 nt
Organism: Bolinopsis microptera
Lineage: Eukaryota; Metazoa; Ctenophora; Tentaculata; Lobata; Bolinopsidae
Exons: 2
Coding region: 129-1121 (330 amino acids)
Biological process (GO): biological process involved in interspecies interaction between organisms
Cellular component (GO): external side of plasma membrane
Molecular function (GO): D-mannose binding; fucose binding
Source: RefSeq, a predicted model, not a curated record
AAAUUUCAAGGGGGUUAGAACUGCCCCUCACAGAAACCGCUUCAAAAACUCACCACACCUUUCGUUUGCCUUGUUCAUUUAUCAGUUAAACUCAUUAGAAGCAGCGGCAAGCAUAUUCUAGAAGCAUAAUGAAGUGUUUUCUGUUAUUUUGCCUGGUUGGCACCUCGCUGGCUCUUAACAAAGUCCAGUUGGGCGGGUUGAAAAAACUGCUGAAGAACCUGGACUCUGGAGUGUUCCCCACGUGUCAACUGGUCUUGUUCAGUGAAAUGGUCGACUAUGAUACUGCUGAGAAGAACUGUCAGAAUUUCGACAUUGGUAUGGGAGACGCACAAAAGGGCCACCUGGCCACAGUAAACGACGAUGGCAAAAACUCCGACCUAAAACUCCUUCUGCAAAUGGCUUAUCCUUACAAGGGGAAGUCACAAAAAUGGGCUGCUGACCAUUGGGUUUGGGCUGGACUCAGGAAGACAAAGAACAACGAUGGAAGCAAAAAGAGCAAGAAAUACAACGCAGAGGACUGGUCCUGGGCUGCUGACGGAUCAAGCCCCAAGGAGUUCCACAAAUGGAUGAAGCACCAGCCAGAUCAGCGAACCGACAAGAAAAACGGAGUGAAGUAUCUCCAGAACCAAAUGAGAAUCAACCACCAAGGUAUCUGGGAUGAUACCUUCAAGUACAAGACCCAUCCCUACGCUUGUGAUUACCAAGGUAAGUACAUCAUCUCCGCGAGCUCUGAAACCUGGAGCCAGGCUAAAGCUUCGUGUGAGGCUGCAGGAUUGGAGCUAGCUAAAGUGAGAUCUGAUGCUGAGGUUAAAGAGAUUAUUAAAUCUGCGGAUUACUUCCUCGGGAGUAAAGCUGACGGUUUGAAACUGUGGGAUAAGGAGAACUGGAUCUGGCUGGGUGGAACUGAUGAAGAGGAGGAGGGUGAGUGGAAGUGGGUGGAUGGAAGUCCUAUUGAGUACUACAAGAACAUGAACUGGAGGAACCCUAACCCUGACAACGCUGAGUAUAUCAAGAACCAGGCUCAACACUAUCUGGCUAUCUCCAGGGAUGGUCAGUUUGAUGAUUCGUUUGAUCAUAGGAGUAGACACAGAGCUUUCGCAUGCCAGUGUCCUGGUACUUAGGUUGGUGACGUCAUGCUGUGUGACAAGUGGUGUGACACGUGGAGUCCCGUUUACAACUUUGACGGACUUCUGAUGAAAGACUCAAAAUUCUAGAAGAAAGUUUAGAGUACUAUUUUCAACAAAAUAGUUUUCCUAUUAUGUUAAAAGUUACUGAAUUUUUCGUGAAUAGAAUUUUGUUGUAUGUUGUAAAGUCUAAGAUUUAUAGCCAAA